AUGGGAAAUCAAAGCAAUGUGACUGAGUUCAUUCUUUUGGGUCUUACAGCAAAUCCAGAGCUGCGGAAACUACUUUCCGCUGUGAUUUUAAUCAUGUAUGUUUUCAUGUUGUUGGGAAACAUAAUAAUCAUCAUAACCAUGAUGACAAGUCAGAGUUUGAGGUCACCUAUGUACUUUUUCCUCACUUUCUUGUCCCUUUUUGAUGUCACCUAUUCUUCUGUCAUUGUCCCAAAGUUGAUUGUGGACUCCCUCUCUGAGGAUACUACCAUCUCCUUUGAAGGCUGCAUGAUCCAGCUCUUCGCAGAACAUUGUUUUGGAGGUGUGGGGAUCAUCCUUCUCAUUGUGAUGGCCUAUGACCGCUAUGUGGCCAUCUGUAAGCCCCUACACUACAUGACCAUCAUGUGUCCUCGGAUGUGUUGUCUGCUUCUGGGAGGGGCUUUGGUGGGAGGCUUUGCACAUGCAACCAUUCAGCUUCUUUUUAUGUAUCAAAUACCUUUCUGUGGCCCAAAUGUCAUAGAUCACUUUGUGUGUGAUUUGUUUCCAUUACUAACACUGGCCUGCAUGGAUACCCACAUCUUGGGUCUCUUGGUCAUCCUCAACAGUGGAGUGAUGUGUGUGGCCAUCUUCCUCAUUCUAAUUGCCUCGUACAUAAUCAUUCUCUGUUCUCUGAAGUCUCAUAACUCUGAAGGGCGACACAAAGCCCUCUCCACCUGUAGCUCCCACCUCAUAGUAGUUUUACUGUUCUUCAUGCCUUGUAUUUUCUUGUAUGUAAGACCUGUGGCUACCUAUCCCAUAGACAAGGUGAUGGCUUUAUCUGAUUCAAUCAUCACACCCUUGUUGAAUCCUCUAAUCUAUACACUGAGGAAUGCAGAGGUGAAAAACUGCAUGAAGAAACUUUGGAUGACACAGGCAGCUUCAGUUGGCUGGUAA
Messenger RNA from Nannospalax galili (Upper Galilee mountains blind mole rat), 930 nucleotides. Its product is annotated as olfactory receptor 4C6-like. The record is from RefSeq and is a predicted model, not a curated record. Gene Ontology annotation, biological process: G protein-coupled receptor signaling pathway. Gene Ontology annotation, molecular function: olfactory receptor activity; G protein-coupled receptor activity. NCBI's taxonomy places the organism in Eukaryota, Metazoa, Chordata, Mammalia, Rodentia, Spalacidae. The transcript has a single exon. The coding region runs from base 1 to 930 and encodes 309 amino acids. Gene Ontology annotation, cellular component: membrane.